AUGGUUCCUCCAAACAAGCUUGCAGAGAUUGGAAUUGAAGCCUUUCAAUUGUUGGAGGAGAGCAAAGGUCCAGUUCCCAAGGCAAAGAUGCCUCAGCUUUCAACAUUUCAACAACAGCUUUCAAGUGCACAUGCUUCUUGUUAUACAAGGGAGACUAUUGAAUGCUACACGGCAGCCCAGAAGAACAAGGGAAGCAUUCUUGUUUUAGGCUUAGCUUUGCUCUCUUGCGUGGCCGAUGGUGCACUUCGCCACCACAUUGGUCUUAGUGAUCGUCGUAGCCUCAUUGACGGUAGUGGUGCCGCGGUUACAGUUUUUGAUGUAACAAAACACGGUGCCAAGGCUGAUGAUAAGACCGAUAACGCACAGGCAUUUAUCCAAACAUGGCGGGCAGCAUGUGAUUCAGGUGUUCCAGCAAAGGUGGUCAUCCCUGGAGGGACAUUCUUGACAAGCCCUGUUGUAUUUCAAGGGCCGUGCAAAAGCAAGCCUAUAGUUUUUGAAGUACAGGGAAACGUGAAAGCUACUACUGAUCUCAGUGAAUAUAGUUCAGAACAAUGGAUCUUAUUUGAAAUAAUUGAUGGUUUAACAUUGAACGGUGGAGGAACUUUUGAUGGGCAAGGCAGUGCCGUCUGGAAGUACAACGAUUGCCAUGAAAACAAGCAAUGCCAGGCACUUCCCAGUUCCAUUAAGUUGAGCAAAGUAAACAAUGCUUUUGUUCACGAGAUCAGCUCUGUCGAUAGCAAAUAUUUCCACAUGCACGUUACCAGCUGCCCCCCCCCCCCCAGCAAUCCCAUGUCUGAUGUUGGAAGCCUUGGCAAGUACAAGAACGAGGAGGAUGUGAGCGGUAUUGUUGUGACUAACUGCACAUUGUUUAACACCACCAAUGGUGUGAGAAUCAAAUCAUAUGCUGCAUCUGACCCUAGCCAAGCUUUAAAUAUCACUUUUAAAGAUAUCACUAUGGAUAGUGUGAAAAAUCCCAUUAUCAUUGAUCAGAAGUAUGGUUCCCGCAAUGGCGCGCCAUCGCGAGUGAAAAUUAGCAAUGUUCAUUACCAGAACAUCAAAGGCACCUCAACUUCCAAUGUUGCUGUCAGUUUUUUGUGCAGUUCAUUGGUUCCUUGUCAAGGAGUAGAACUUGUGGACAUCGAUUUGGCCUAUAUCGGCCAGAAAGCAAACAUGCCUCUCUCAGCUUCAUGUUUGAAUGCAAAUGUUAAAUCGGGUGGCAAACAGAACCCAGGAUGUAAUUGA
This is a messenger RNA of Populus euphratica (Euphrates poplar), 1242 nucleotides long. Its product is annotated as exopolygalacturonase clone GBGE184-like. The coding region runs from base 1 to 1242 and encodes 413 amino acids. The transcript is spliced from 6 exons. Gene Ontology annotation, molecular function: polygalacturonase activity. Gene Ontology annotation, biological process: carbohydrate metabolic process. The record is from RefSeq and is a predicted model, not a curated record. NCBI's taxonomy places the organism in Eukaryota, Viridiplantae, Streptophyta, Magnoliopsida, Malpighiales, Salicaceae.